ACUCCUCAGUUGCAGCAUUCUCCUCUCACUCCUGCCGUCCAUUGCGCGUAUCUCUCACGACUUAUGCGAGGGACGAUUAAGACGUCAAUAAACGUCAAGAAAUAAAAUGCUCUAGUUACAAUUCAGGCGAUUUUGGCUUGGACUGAAUAAAAAGUACUGUUGUUUAUUUUUAUUAGCGUCAAACAGACCGGACUGACCAGCCGAUAUUUUUUUUGAAGAUUGUAUUUAAAAGGUUAGUCUUUGUGACGCUCCGCGGCGGCUGGUCAAAGCGUUGGUCACGUGACUUGCAACAGCGUUAUUUUUUGUAGUUUCGUAACGAAACAUUCGGGCGGAAAACGUCCUUAAAAAAACGAGGUAAAAAACAGCGGAAACACCUUCGCGGUGUAUAUAUGGUGACAACCUGUCGCUAAUGGUAGCUAGCCGGUGACGUCACACGACUGCCCGUUACCGCCAACUUCUUGGUUGGGUAGACAAAUAUGCGCAUCGACGUUGCAAACUAAACGUUUUGUGUGCCGCGUAUUUUCGUAAUUGUUCACUUCUGACGGAAUGAAACGCCCAAGCGCUCGACUAUGUUCAUUUUGUCUUCGUACCGAAUAUUAGUUUGUUAUUUUUCUGCCACUUAUUUUAGGUAAAUCUACACGAACAUGUUCGGACGUGCCUCUUGUCCCGACUUGGGUUAAAAGUCCGGACGUCCUCUUGGGAAUUGAAGACCAUCUCGGCUCAGGCAUCUCCUGCACACCACUGGGAGCCUGCGCGAUGCCAACUUGUCAACAAGGAGGAAAGCCGAGGAACAAGAAAGCUGCGAGCCACCUGCUGCUCAGCUAGAACAAUGAGCUCCACCUUCUGAAGGAGGGCAGAAGGACCAUGCCACCAGGGGCGGGAAAACGCCCAGAGUUACUUUCAGAUGUCAGAGAAUGCAGGCCAAUGAAGCCAUACCUCCUCCAACUUGUCAUCUUUCUCCACUUACAUCCACUCAUCCUGCGGCCUCCCGGCCUGAGGAUCUUUUCGUAGCAAACGGAAGGAUCUUUGAGCUGCAGGAAGAAGUCAGCAAGAUCAAAACCGACCUGGAAAAAGCCCACGGAUGCAUAAAACUAUUACUAACCCAAGUGGCCGAGCGGGACAAAGUGAUAGAGACUCUGAAUCAAGCCCUACGCGCAGGUAGACCACAUGAUGUUGUUUCUGUGGACGCUCAAAACAACACUAAUAAGAAAGUGAUCGCCUAUCUUAACCUUCAGAUCGAGUACCUUCAAGAGUCCAACAAGAUGCUAGAGGAGAAGCUUUCGGAAACGCAGCAGAAGUUUUCAGACAAAACGGCCGACCUUUCUUUAAAGAACUUUGAGCUGUGUCGAGAUGUGGCGCAUAAGAACAACAUCGUGAAGCAGGCCCAGACGGAUAAGAAGCGGGGCUUGUGUAUCGCUUACAGGAAGUUGUACGCUUCCAAGGAACUCAUUCUUGAUCAACAGGAACUCAUUAAAGAUUUGGAAGAUAACCUAAUAAAAAUAAGAACUGAACCUUCAGCGAUGAACUCAAGUGGAUUCACUGGAUUGGAUAGGAUUAUUGACCUGGAAAAGGCUGUUCAGAGUCUGGAGAAGGAGAGACUGGACCUGCGCUCACAACUUUCCAUGCUGAGAGACAGCAAGCGGGACGUGCAGUCACAGAUGGAUGUUUGCUCGGCUGCACGGCUUCAGGAUGAAGAAGCAGGAAAAGCAGCCCACUCUUCUCGUAAGCUGCAGGGGCCGCCAAACAGCCACGAGUUGCAGCUGGCGAGCAUGUUAAAACAGCUGGUUGACUCUGAGGAGGAGAUGGCAGGACUCAAACAAGACAAAGAAAGCGUUGCCACAAAAUACAGGAUGUUGCAAGAUGAACUGACCAGACAGAAGCAAGCUGCACAUGGCUUGGAGGAUGUUUUUCUUGAGCGUGAUGAGCUUAAACUCAGAGUAAGCUCUUACAUCACAACAGUGUCCAGGAUUGAGAACCUGUUGAAGACAAAGGAGCAGGAGAAUUUCGACCUGCUUGAGCGCUUACGAAAGGCCCGCUUUGACAUACAUGAAAGGGAUCAGAGGCUGCAGCAAGUCGAGGACCUCAUGGCGUCAGUUGGCAUGGAGCUGCGCAAAGUUCAGCCGGCUGCUAUUCUCUCCGAUCUGGCCUGUGCCAGGGAGCUCAACGCCAAACUGGACUCGGACAAUGAACUCGCCGUAUGUCAACUCACAUCCAAGAGCGUAGAGCUCGAGCUGGUGAAGGAACAACUGGAAGAUAUCCAGUCAGAGCUUUUAAAAAAGCAACUGGAAAAAGAAAAAGAAAAGUUGACUCUGCUCUCCAACACUCUUCAAAAGGCCAGCGAGGGGGAGUCACAGAUGAGGUUCCAACCAGACAGGCUCAUCCCAGCUGACAAAAUGACUGGUGACUGCAACUACGGGAAGCAGGUGUCCCAUCUUCAAAGUCGAGUCAGUCAGCAUUGGACGGAGACGAAUGACUGCAACACAAAAGUGACAUCAGAACGCCAGGAGCAACAUGUGACCUUCAAGGAUUGAUCUCAAAUGAAGGCAUCUGCGUUAAAGAUCUUUCAUCAUGUUGCGGCACAUGGAGCUCUCCCUGGAUCUUAAUAACUAUACACGUCCUCUGUGGGGUUCACUUAUAUGGGCGGCAGUAGCUGAGUCAACCAGGGUUUUGCUUUGGACACUGCAAAUGUGCUUUGCGACACGCUUAAUUAUAGAGCGCAUGCUGUGAUAACAGCAGCAUGAAACUAUUAAUGUUUGUUUUUUAAGUUUCCAGUUCUUUUUCAAAGGUUUAAUUAUGUAAAAAAAAAAAAAGGCAAAUAGCACCCUCUGCUGGAAUUUGAUUUGAAUAGUGUGUAGGGUCAUUGGUAUGGUGACCAGAUUGUGUACAGAACAUGGUGUAUCAUCAGGUCUGUUGGAAAAGUUGCUUCUUUAUUUAAUUGAAUGGUAGGAGAGUCUGUGACUUAAAAUUAGUUAAAAAUAAUCCACAAGCGUGUUUUAGCCAUGUUGAACUACUCAUUUGCCACAGUGGCGGGACAUCUCUAAUCCAGUCCUUGUGAAGUAAAACACUAUAGUACAAAUUAAUGCCAUUUAAAAAAAAAAAAAAGUUUAAAACUUUUAAUGCCGGCAAUACUGAGUGUUUAUGUUUGGGAGGGCAUACGUGAAGAGGGAGAAGUCUAGGAUGUACUUUGGCAGGAGUUCCCUCAGCAGCUUCUGUGGAAGGCUGCACAGGUAAUACUGUAUCGUCUCUGGGGUGACGGGCUUGUACCACGACUGUCUCUCUGGAAAGCGCACGUGCGCUGGAGCCCCGAUUUGCUGGAGCACAAACUCGGCAUCCAUUUGUAGGUGUUCGUACGAGCCGAUGAAGUCGUAGGUGAGCGCGCAAGGCUGGCAUAGGUUGUACAUUGGCAUCCAGUGCUCGUUCAUGUGCUCCACAUCCUCAUCCAGCAGGUACUGGACAAACUCUGCAAAAGUGACGUCAUCUCCGGUUAUCAGCGAGUUACCAAGCGGGCGGCCCUUCCUGUAACGCUUAAUGAUCUCGACGCCGUAUUUUUUUUGGUAGGACUCGAUCUCUCCGAACUUAUUCCUGUAUGCGGACAGCAGGCGCUCCAUGGGAUCUCGCACAAACAUGAACUUGAAGUAGUGCUUGAGGCGGUAACGAAUCUCCUCUGGUUUCAUGGAGGCCAAAAAGACGAGGUCAUGUAGGUGGUCCAUCUUCCCUUUGACUUCCACGUUCUCCAGCGCCCCGUUUAGGACCUUAAAGACCCUUUUCCAGUUGGAGCAGGCCACCUUGGGGACGUAGCAGUAGAGGAAGCCGUACUUGUCGUUCACCAGCACGUGCUGCAGCAAGGUCUUCCUCUGCGGGGGCGCCAGGGACCAUAAAUCGUGGGGCAUGUUCUUCUGGCUGCACAUGGUCCUGAUGGUGCGGUUCCUGAUCUCCUGGAGGAUCUGAAUGGGAUGGCAAAGGAAACGGGAUUACCGGUACAAACAAUUGCUAGGUAAGAACUGUUGCACUGUGCCUUUAAUCAAAGAUGAUAUAGACCACGGGUGUCCAAAUUAUUUCCAGCCAGGGCCAGGUUCAUAAAAAUUGAAGGAUGCGGGGGGCACUUUGAUACAUUUUUCACAUUAAUGACAAUGUAUUUAUAUCAAUAUAUGCUGAACUAUCUGAAAAAUAUAUACACAAUUUAGCUCUGUGCCAUCAUAAGUGUAUAUGUUUUUUUGUUUUGUUCUACUUUUGUGGCUGUGUCUAGAAGUGGCUGGUUGCAUCAGCUCUGCUCUUUUAAUGUAUUUACUGUCCUUUGGGAUCUUUGAUGUUUCCCUUUUACACACAUGUUUAUGCGUGCUAUGGCUAUGAGGGUUUUUUUCUUCCUUGGUCUCAGUCUGGACCCCCUCUCCAGGGGCCCAGGCUUAGACUGAAUUUUUUUUUCCUCACCCCCUCUCCCUGAGUUUACCUGUUUCUUGCCUUUUUUGUAAGGGGCGCCGGAAGUUGGCAGACCCUGUUCCUUCUCCCUGUGAUGUUUGUCUGCUCUUGAAUGGGAUUGUGCUGAAAAUCUUAAUUUCCCCUCGGGGAUUAUUAAAGUAUUUCUGAUUCUGAUUCUGAUAACAAUUUUGUGUCAUAUAGCUGGGAUAAACUCCAGCACCCCCGCGAUCACGAAAGGGACAAGCGGUAUAAAAUGGAUAAAUUAAUGGAUCUAAUCCAACAGAUAUUCUUCAGAUAAUUAAUUUCUUCACAUUUUGCGGUAAAUAAAACUAUGUAUGAUAUAUCUAUGACGCCACAGACCGGCAAAUAGACUUAACGUUUAAUGUUCUUACCCUUAAAAUGAUAAACUUCAUAUAAAAUCUCCCAUUCUUAAAUCCAAUGUUUUCCUUUUUUUUAGUAUCGAUAAAAUUGAUACAUUCCCUUUUAAAACGAUCCCGCAUCGAUACCAAUCUUCCGGAAGGCAAACUUGCCGAGCACAGAUCGAUAUACUUGAAAUUUCGGACUAUAAAUCGAUCUAUCGCUAUAAUGAACUUGUUACACCCCUAAUAUCUUGCAAGAAAUUUGUCCACAUGUUCAUAAUGACAGGACACGUGGAAAUGAACAAAUUUCAAAAUGCGCGGGUCGUCAGGUUUUUGGUUUUUGUUUGCUUUCGUAAUGUUCUAAUUCGGAAUGCGUUAAUUUUGUCUGUAGAAUGUGACGCUGGCCAAUGAAAAAAACAAGCUGCGAGCCGCAGUUUGGGCAACCGUGAUUUAGACAAAGAUAACCAAAAGUGCAAGCCUUUGCCAAAAUGUACUAUUUUGUUGUCAAGCAGACAGUUUCCUUGAUGUUAUUUAAUACAAUUGUGUAUUUAAUUACUGCGAUGAGGUGGCGACUUGUCCAGGGUGUACCCCGCCUACCGCCCGAAUGCAGCUGAGAUAGGCUCCAGCGACCCCCCGUGACCCCAAAAGGGACAAGCGGUAGAAAAUGGAUGGAUGGAUGUGUAUUUAAUUAGACUUUGGCUAGAAAAGUUUGUGAAACCCUCUUUAAAAAGUGGGUGGUGGUAAGAGGUAUUUAGUCAUCGAUUUAUUUGAUUUGACUUUUCAGCCUUCUAAAUAUUCAGUUCAGUUCAGUUUCAGUAUAUUUCGAACAUGCAUACAAUACAAUGUAAUUCAUCACAUAUUUCCAGUUGUUUAAUUACCGCACGUCCAAAAAGGAGUAGGAAGAAGCUGAGUUUAUUUAAUCCUACCGCUUUUCAUACCAUACCAAUUUUAUCCUAUUUCCUUGUUCUCUGUAACAUAACAGUGAACAAUAAAUAAUAAACAAAUAAUAUACCAUAGUAAGUAAACAAA
Molecule: messenger RNA, 5804 nt
Organism: Entelurus aequoreus (snake pipefish)
Lineage: Eukaryota; Metazoa; Chordata; Actinopteri; Syngnathiformes; Syngnathidae
Product: centrosomal protein of 135 kDa-like
Exons: 15
Coding region: 915-2531 (538 amino acids)
Source: RefSeq, a predicted model, not a curated record